Xenopus tropicalis (tropical clawed frog) is the source of this 2232-nucleotide messenger RNA. RefSeq names its product matrix metallopeptidase 3 (gene mmp3). Lineage: Eukaryota; Metazoa; Chordata; Amphibia; Anura; Pipidae. The record is from RefSeq and is a predicted model, not a curated record. Gene Ontology annotation, cellular component: extracellular matrix. The transcript has 10 exons. Gene Ontology annotation, molecular function: metallopeptidase activity; zinc ion binding; metalloendopeptidase activity. The coding region runs from base 151 to 1638 and encodes 495 amino acids. Gene Ontology annotation, biological process: proteolysis.
CAUGGUGCCUUGUAAAUGAAAGGCAGGGCUUGUUUAUAUUGUGGAUUAGGCAGUGGCACGCUAUGGGCAAUUUGAGCCCAGGAUUAUAGAAGAAAUAGUUCAGGGAAAAGGGAAAGGAAGUCCAGAGAGAGAGGCUGAGGGGAGAGCAAGAUGGUUCUCUCCUGGCUCCUCACCCUGAGUGUCCUGCUGCACAUUAAUAUGGUGGCUCUGGUACCGCUGCCGGAAGAACCCACAUACCUGACCCACGGGGACGUACCAGCAGCUCCAGAGCUUUCUGAACUCACCCUGGAGAUUACACAAGUUACAGAACACGACCAGAUAAAGAAAUAUCUAGAUCUGUUCUACAGAGGGGUUGCAGCCAUCGGAAGAAAGGCAUCUUCAGUUGCAGAAAAGAUAAAGGCCAUGCAAAAGUUCCUUGGCUUGGAAGUCACUGGGAAAAUUGAUUCCAAUACCAUGACGGUUAUACAGAAACCCAGAUGUGGGGUCCCAGACGUUGAGAGAUUUAGCCAUUUUGCUGGAAAUCCAAAGUGGGGGAAAACAACAGUAACCUACAGAAUUCUCAACUACACGCCGGAUAUCACAAAAUCAGAAGUAGACUAUGCCAUUGCCCAAGCGUUCAGAGUCUGGAGCGACGUUACCCCUUUAAAUUUCCAGAAGCUGAAUAGUGGGGAUGCUGAUAUCAUGAUCUCUUUUAACACUAGAGCUCAUGGGGAUUUUGAUUCAUUCGACGGCCCAAAUGGAGUCCUGGCCCACGCCUAUGCCCCCAGCGAUGGCAUUGGGGGAGAUGCCCAUUUUGAUGAGGAUGAACAAUGGACAUUGGGACCUACAGGUGCUAAUCUUUUUCACGUUGCUGCUCAUGAGUUCGGCCAUUCGCUUGGGAUGUCUCAUUCCACUGACACCAACGCUCUGAUGUAUCCAACGGUCUCAUUCGGUGUAACCAUUGACCCGGCUCAGUAUAAGCUUUCUGCGGAUGACAUCGCAGGCAUCCAGACUUUAUAUGGAAAAGGAAAUCCCAGUCAAGUACCCGUGGGCAAGCCCAAUCCAGCGCCGCCCCCAAAGAACCAGCCGAACAAGUGUGACCCCAACCUAACGUUUGAUGCCGUUACAAGCAUGAGAGGAGAUCUGCUCUUUUUCAAAGACGAGGUGUUCUGGAGAAAAAGCGCACGGUUUCCUGAGGUGGAAACUAUCCCCAUUAGUAUUAUCUGGCCGAGUGUGGGGAGAGUGGAUGCGGCUUAUGAAGUUGUAGGGAGAGACAUAGUAUAUCUAUUCAAAGGUCGGCAACACUGGGCCACAAGAGGAUGGACGAUUCUUCCAGGAUAUCCAAAGGACAUCGCCUCAUUUGGGUUUCCAAAGGAUGUAAAAAAAAUAGAUGCCGCAACCUUCAUCAGAGAAGAAAUGAAAGCCAUUUUCUUUGUCGGAGAUAGAUAUUACAGCUACAGCCACAGAACGUCCGCCAUGGAUUUCGUGAGACCUAAAAAAAUUAAAUCAGAUUUUCCUGGAAUUGGAAAGAAAGUUGAUGCAGCAUUUCAAAACGGAUAUCUCUACUUCUCUGAUGGAGCCAGACAAGCUGAAUUUGAUAACAGAGGGAAAAAGGUGGUGCGUUACCUGCAGAACUACAGAUGGAUGAGCUGCAAAUGAAACGGAUCGAGUCUCGCUGUAACAUAAUGUUUUGUAGGAACUGACUCAUAACCGUUCCUAUUAUAGAGCACCUAUACAUGUUUCUGAGGGGCCACAGAAUCCCACCCUCUCAACUGAUUCUGCCAACUGGGCGCAUUAAAUAAAAAGACAAGGUGCCUCCAUAGCUCUUGGCAGCAGGGGGAUUUGCCCGCAGACAUUGUGCCAACACACAUCAUAGAUACAUUUCCAUAAUAGCACAGUGUUGGGAUGGUUAAUUAUCAUGUAAUUUGGAUUUUCCAUUGCAGAUUAAGCCGCAAAAUCUUAUAUAAACAUAGCAGUAUCUGGUAUGAAACUCAGACGCAAUCCUUUUACCAUCAUAAGACGCGAUAGAAAUCUAUAUAACAGGAACCAAAAUUCCUAAAAGCAUUGAUGAUUCCUUAUUAUCUGCCUCCUCGGAUCUGUGUGGCCCUGGAAGUGACAGUCUCUGUAUUUGCACAGUUAUUAAAGGGGAGCUAUGCUAAUCGGAUGCUGAAUAUAAUCACAAUGUAUGGCUUCUACUGCUGAAUAAACUUCUGUGUCUGAAUGAUGCUUAAAUGGUAUUCCUUGGAAAAGCAA